AUGAGGCUCUUACUGCAUAAUUAUGAUGGAGUUGAUAGAGAUCUUACAGCGGACGUUGUUGAUGCAUUUUCGUCUUCCAUUGCUAAUUCUAUAGAUGUAGAGGCAAGAGAGAAAGAGUUGAAGAAGCAAAAAGCGUUAGGGAAAGCUGCCAAGUUCCAGGCACAACAAGCGAAUGCGGCUUCGAAGAAGAAUGUGAAGUGUGGAAAUAAGGAGGACGAAAAUGCAGCUGAUUUUGUUGAUCCUCCAACUCCGGUUGGCGAGAAGAAGCAGCUUUUUAAGCUGAUGGCCAAACAGUACAGUACAGAUGCCGUGGAGAAACAGUGGUAUCCGUGGUGGGAGAAAUCAGGGUGCUUUAAAGAAAAUGCUAAGAGCUCCAAACCUCCUUAUGUGAUUGUAUUUGCGCUUUUGCCGCCUCCGAAUGUAACCGGCGCGCUUCAUAUUGGCCAUGCUCUUACUGCUGCUAUCGAGGACACAAUGAUUCGUUGGCGAAGAAUGUCAGGAUACAAUGCCUUGUUGGUGCCUGCUGGAAUGGACCAUGCUGGGAUUGCAACUCAGGUUCAUGGAGGAAUUUGUACUUGGUUAAAGAAAAAGUGAAUACAAUUAAUAUAGGGCCAAUGAUAAAAAGGUACAGUUAGAUGUAAUAAAUGAUAACACAGUUAAUAAAUGUUCAUUGAUGAUAAAACAGUACCUCUAUUUAAAUCUCUUAAAGCGUUGCCC
Messenger RNA from Fragaria vesca subsp. vesca, 717 nucleotides. RefSeq names its product valine--tRNA ligase-like. The coding region runs from base 1 to 594 and encodes 197 amino acids. The record is from RefSeq and is a predicted model, not a curated record. The transcript has 6 exons. NCBI's taxonomy places the organism in Eukaryota, Viridiplantae, Streptophyta, Magnoliopsida, Rosales, Rosaceae.